This is a messenger RNA of Cimex lectularius (bed bug), 3445 nucleotides long. RefSeq names its product vacuolar protein sorting-associated protein 18 homolog (gene dor). Gene Ontology annotation, cellular component: HOPS complex; endosome. NCBI's taxonomy places the organism in Eukaryota, Metazoa, Arthropoda, Insecta, Hemiptera, Cimicidae. Gene Ontology annotation, molecular function: protein-macromolecule adaptor activity. The transcript is spliced from 20 exons. The record is from RefSeq and is a predicted model, not a curated record. Bases 189 to 3035 code for a protein of 948 amino acids. Gene Ontology annotation, biological process: organelle fusion; lysosome organization; intracellular protein transport.
CACAUCGCUAGCAACAUUGGUUAGUUGUUACUAAAAAAUGCCAGAUAAGACAGGAAGAGGUACAGCCGUGGUUACCUUAUUUUAAUGUUUAGUAUGUUUACAUAAUUGUUCGUAUUUUUUCACCAAUGUCACAAUCGACAACAGUCAACAAGCAUCAAACUUCAAAGUGACAAUUUGGCCAAAAAGAAAUGGCUUCGGUCUUCGAUCAGUACGAGAACGAUUUCCAGACGAUGGUCUCGUCGAACAAAACGCCCACUUCCCCGUUUGAGGACGAUGAACCACCAAUGUUUCAAAAAGUGAAAACAAAGUUUGAUCCUCCCGAUCGAAUCACACACUUGGUCGUAUCAAACGACUUCAAGGUUCUGGCCAUGUCCAACAAUGUACUUCUCAGAGUCGAUCUUCAGAGACAGAAAUCUGGAGAUAGUAAAACUGAAAUCGACUUGAACAGGAUCGUUCCCGGUGUCAAAUUAGUCGGCUUGUUUUUAGACCCAACUGGAGAGCAUUUAUUUAUAAGCUUUUCAACAGAGCUUCUAUACUUUAAUAAAAAAUAUAAUAAACCAAAACCUGUUGGGAAAAUGAAAGGCCAUGAAGUGACUGCAGUGGCCUGGCAUCCUGCAAAUUCAGGCAUCGCACCGGACAUGACGACAAGGCCUAUUCUCCUUGGAACGGUGAAGGGUGAAAUUUAUGAAAUGCAAAUAAACCCGGAACAGGAUUCUUUUCGGUUCCAAUCCGGUGAACUUUAUUGCAAACGUGUUUUUGACAUGGGCCAAAAGAAAGGCCAGGUCAUAACAGGACUUGAGUUUCACAAAAUGGAGAAAUCCGAUCAUUAUUUUGUGAUUGUGUCUACACAAGAAUUUUUAUACCAUUAUGUGGGAAAAGUGAACAACAUUGAUGACCGGCCGUUAUUACAACCCCUUUUCAACCAGUACAUCUCAUCGACUGUUCAAGAAAGUGUACAGUAUUUACCAGGAAAACUUGAGACGUCUAGGCUCCAGCUUUACAGAACUCAUGCUAGGGCAGUUCCUAAUUCUCUCUGUUGGCAAACGAGUCUUGGAAUAUUUUGUGUCGAGAUAAAUCACAGUUCUCCGUUGAAACUUCUUUCAAGAAAUAAAAUGUACAGCUUUCCUACAGAAGAAUCGCCCGUAUCAUUUCUCAAAACAGAGUUUCACAUUCUCCUUCUCUACGCCGAUCGGAUUGAAGGGAUUUCACUUUUAUCGGAAAAUGUUGUUUUUAAAGAUUAUUUCAGUGAGAUUUAUGGGCCCUUGGUGAAUAUAUGUCGGGAUUUGGUAACUGGUAAGAUUUGGCUAUACGCACAAAGAGCUAUUUUCAUGUACGAUGUUCAUGAGGAAGAUAGACACGUCUGGCUGAUUUAUGCAGAGAAAGGUGAAUACGAAAUAGCGAAGAAGUUUUGCAAAGGGGAUGUCUUCAAGAAAGACAAAGUUUUAAGAAUGCAAGCAGAUUACCACUUUGCUCGAAAAGAAUAUGACAUAAGUGCAGUGUUUUACGCAGAAACGCAAGCGUCUUUUGAAAAAAUUGCUCUUAAAUUUUUAGAAGUUGAAAACAACGAGGCACUAAAAUUAUUUUUGAAAAAGAAAUUAUUAGGUUUAAAUCAGGGUGAUAAAGCCCAAAUGACAAUGCUUGUUUUAUGGGUGAUAGAAUUGCUUUUAAGUCAACUCGGUGAACUCAAAACCAAAGGGAAAGACAACACUAUACAGUAUUCUCAAAUUCAACAGGAAUUAGAUGAAUUUCUUCUGCUUGAAUCUUCUCAAGAAUGCAUUCUUAAAAACAGACAGGCGAUAUACGGUCUAAUGUUUAGUCAUGGCGAUCAAGAAAAUAUGAUUAAAAUCGCAAAGGCCACUGGUGAUUAUGAUAAGGUUGUGAGUCAUCACAUUAACCAAGGAGAAUGCUUUAAAGCUUUGGAAGUUUUGAACCUACAACACCGAAACAAGAAACUCUGGUAUCAGUACAUCCCAAGCCUAUUGCAAGAGGAGCCGACUAAAACUUUAGCUGCACUAAGGAUGAUGGGUAAAGAUUUAGACCCGAUUCUUAUUCUACCUUCUUUAAUCGCUGAAUCUAGCACCCGACCAUAUGAAAUGAUCAAAUAUCUUGAAUUUUGCACUAACGAAUUGAACUGCCAAGAACAAGCGAUACACAAUUUUCUGCUUUUCCUGUUGGUCAAGUACAGCCCAGAAAAAUUGAUGACCUAUCUCAAAUUACAAGGUGAAGAACUGAGUAUGGUAAACUACGAUGUGAGGUAUGGUAUUCGGCUAUGUCGUCAAUUCGAUAGGAAAGAGGCCUGCGUCAAGCUCUCGUCGCUUUUGGGUCUUUGGGAAUCUGCGGUCGAGCUCGCCCUCUCUGUCAGUUCCCAGCUCGCUGUGCAGACCGUCCAGUCGAGUCAUUGUUCUCCUAGCCUUCAACGGAAACUUUGGCUGAGCAUCGCCAAGCAUGUAGUGAUGCAAGAAAAAGAGGGCAACAUAUCCCAAGUGAUGAAUUUUCUCAAACAAUGCGAUCUCAUUAAAAUAGAAGAUAUAUUACCAUUUUUUCCCAAUUAUCCUACAAUUGAUUAUUUCAAAGAUGCAAUUUGCUCUUCCUUACAAGAGUAUAACCAGCGCAUAGAAGAUCUGAAAGAGGAAAUGCAAGAUGCCACAAAAUCUGCAGAAGUUGUACGAAAUGAAAUACAAUCAUUUAGAACAAGGCACACAAUUAUCAAAUGGAAUACAAACUGCUUCAUAUGCAAACUUCAGCUUCUGAUGCGACCGUUUUAUGCUUUUCCAUGUGGACAUUUCUUCCACUUCGACUGCCUUGUAACAGAAUUAAAACCUCUGUUACCACAGAAGCAACAGGAGUCGCUUCAAAGUCUACGUAGGCAAGAGAGCUCUCAAACGAGAACAAUAGAAAAAGAAAAAGUCAGGGCUCAGAUCGACUCCAUUCUGGCAGCACAGUGUCUUUAUUGUGGUGAUAUCAUGAUUGAUUUAAUUGAUGUGCCUUUUAUAAAAGAUGAAGAUUACGAGCGACUGAAGAAAGAAUGGGAAUGAUUAAAAGAUAAUCAACAAGAGUUUGCAAAUCACUCCAAAUUAAAUACUCUAAUUUGAAAUCAAUAUUAUUUAUAUGUUAUUAUUUACAUAAAAUACUACAGCAAGUCAAUUUACUAUUUAAUUAACAACAUGUCAUGAUGGGAGGUGUCAGAGUCAGAGUGUCUCCCAUUUCAUUUGGAAUGUUCUCUCCACUCUACUGUGUAUGUACAGAUUUUUCUGAAAAUUUCAGGUUUUUCACUAGUUAGUCAACAAAUUUUUGCAUUAUUUAUUAAUUGUUUAUAUAUUGGUGAACUAUUCUUAUACACAAGAUUCCUUACCAACUAUAAAGCUCGUGGAUCUCUGAGAUAAUGUGUGUUGUGGUGCAUAAAAUAUAAAAUAUUAUAACAAUAAAUUAACUUAAUACAUUUUAA